Messenger RNA from Emys orbicularis (European pond turtle), 1530 nucleotides. Its product is annotated as olfactory receptor-like protein COR8. The record is from RefSeq and is a predicted model, not a curated record. The transcript has 3 exons. Lineage: Eukaryota; Metazoa; Chordata; Testudines; Emydidae. Gene Ontology annotation, molecular function: odorant binding; olfactory receptor activity; G protein-coupled receptor activity. Gene Ontology annotation, cellular component: membrane. Bases 1 to 1530 code for a protein of 509 amino acids. Gene Ontology annotation, biological process: sensory perception of smell; G protein-coupled receptor signaling pathway.
AUGUUGAAAGGGAAUCACACCACUGUGACGGAGUUCAUCUUGUUGGGAUUCACGGACAACCAGAACCUGAGAGUCAUGCUUUUUGUGGUGUUUCUGUUCAUCUACCUGCUCAUCCUGGUGGGGAAUCUCGGGAUGGUCACUUUAAUCAGGAUUGAGUCCCGGCUUCACACCCCCAUGUACUUUUUCCUCAGUAACCUGGCCCUCUUAGAUGUGGGAUACUCCACCGUCAUCGCUCCCCAGACACUGAUGGCCUUUGCAGUGGAGAGCAAAGCAAUUACAUUCGCUGGGUGCACUCUGCAGUUUUACUUCUUCUGCAUUGCUGUGUCCUGUGAGUGCUGCCUGUUGGGUGUCAUGGCGUAUGAUCGCUUCACAGCCAUCUGCAGUCCAUUGCUCUACACCGUCAUCAUGUCCAAGCGGUUCUGCGUGCUGCUGGUGCUGGGGUCGUACCUAGCCAGCUGGGUAAAUGCAACAGUUCAGACUAUAUUUAUAUUCCGUUUGUCCUUCUGUGGAUCAAACGUCAUCAACCAUUUCUUCUGUGAUGUGCCCCCCAUCCUGAAACUGGCCUGCUCUGACACCCACAUCACAGACACUUUGCUUAAAGGCAAUCACAGCAUGGUGACCCAGUUCAUCCUCCUGGGGCUGACGGAUCGUCAGGAGCUGCAGAUACCCCUCUUCGCAGCGUUCCUGGUGAUCUAUGUUCUUACGCUGGUGGGGAAUCUCGGGAUGAUUGUGUUGAUCAGGGUUGAUCCCCGACUCCACACCCCCAUGUACUUCUUCCUCAGUAACCUGUCCGUUGUUGACCUCUGCUACUCCUCAGUCUUCGCUCCAAGGAUGCUGGUGAAUUUCUCAGUGGGGAGUAAAAGCAUUUCUUACUCUGCCUGUAUUGCCCAACACUUCUCUUUUGUCGUGUUUGUGACCACAGAAGGGUUCCUGCUGGCCGUGAUGGCAUACGACCGCUAUGUAGCCAUUUGUAACCCUCUGCUCUACACCGCUGUUAUGUCUAAGAGAGUCUGUAUUCAUCUAGUGGCCAGCUCAUAUGUCGGGGGGCUCGUGAACUCACUGACCCACACAUGUGGCUUGCUGAGGUUGUCGUUCUGCGGGCCCAACAUCAUCAAUCAUUACUUUUGUGACACUAACCCAUUGCUGAAGCUCGCCUGCUCUGAUAACCACAUCAAUGAGAUUUUGCUUGUAACGUUCUCUGGAGUUAUUGCCAUGUCCACCCUCCUGACUGUCAUAAUCUCUUAUCUGUACAUCCUCUUCUCUAUCCUGAGGAUCCGCUCUGCCAAGGGCAGGCGCAAAGCCUUCUCCACCUGUGCCUCUCAUCUGACAGCUGUCACCAUGUUCUAUGGACCUGUGAGCUUAAGCCACAUACAACCCAGUUCCAGCUACUCACUGGAACAGGAGAAAAUCUCUGCUGUGUUUUAUACCCUGGUGGUCCCCAUGUUGAACCCCCUGAUCUACAGCCUGAGGAACAAGGAGGUUAAGGGUGCUCUUAAGAGGGUGAUAGACUGGAAAAACAUUCUCAGCUAA